This is a messenger RNA of Bombina bombina (fire-bellied toad), 4221 nucleotides long. RefSeq names its product gap junction alpha-4 protein-like. Gene Ontology annotation, cellular component: connexin complex. The transcript has 2 exons. The record is from RefSeq and is a predicted model, not a curated record. Gene Ontology annotation, biological process: cell communication. Bases 156 to 1217 code for a protein of 353 amino acids. NCBI's taxonomy places the organism in Eukaryota, Metazoa, Chordata, Amphibia, Anura, Bombinatoridae.
GACAGCUUUGCUUAUCACACAGCUCCUGGUAUCACACAAUGCAUAUGGCUCUAACUGAGGAAUUUGGUACACAGUUCUGGGCAAAUGAAGGCAGCUAGGCUGUUCUUCAGGUAGACACACCUCCCUGAGUCUUGCAGAAAGAGGAUUCCAGAAACAUGGGAGACUGGGAGUUUCUUGAGAAGCUGUUGGACCAAGUGCAGGAGCAUUCCACAGCCAUUGGCAAGGUCUGGCUAAUGAUACUUUUUAUCUUCCGCAUCUUGAUACUAGGACUAGCGGGUGAAUCUGUGUGGGGGGAUGAGCAAUCAGAUUUCACAUGCAACACAGAGCAACCUGGCUGCACUAAUGUCUGCUAUGACAAGGCCUUCCCCAUCUCACAUGUUCGUUACUGGGUGCUACAGUUCCUCUUUGUGAGCACACCCACCCUGGUAUAUCUGGGCCAUGUGGUCUAUCUCUCUAGGAGAGAAGAGAAGCUAAAACAGAAGGAAGAUGAAUUAAAAGCUAUUGAAGACAAAGAUCCAGAAGUGAAUCGUGCUAUAGCUAUCCUAGAGAAAAAACGUUUAAAAAUUUGCAUCCAAGAAGAUGGUAGAGUCAAGAUUCGUGGCGCUCUCAUGUGCUCCUACACAGCUAGUGUUAUCUUUAAAAGCAUCUUUGAAGCAGGAUUCCUACUGGGCCAGUGGUAUCUCUAUGGAUUUGUAAUGCCUCCUGUUUAUGUUUGCCAGAGGGAUCCCUGCCCUCAUAAAGUGGACUGCUUUGUAUCCCGACCAAUGGAGAAAACAAUUUUCAUAAUUUUCAUGCUGGUGGUGUCCUUCAUCUCUCUACUACUCAAUUUGCUGGAGGUGGUUCACCUAGUUUGCAAGAGCAUGCUCGGUACAAUGAAGAAGUAUUCACAUUAUAACUCCACCCCCAGGUACCCAAAAGAGGAGGACAUGUUUCCAAGUAAAGAAUCAGAAACAGCAACAGCUCCAUUUCUAGAUAAGUCUUUUCUUUACCUUCCUAUGAGUGAAAACAUCUCAUAUCCACCAUAUAAGAUGCCAAAUGAGCAGAACUGGGCUAAUUUUAAGGCAGAGAAAGAGCUAGCCAUAAACUGUGUGAACCAGCAACCUUUAGGACAUUACAAUCACAGUGCUUUUGCGCCUGUAUCUCAUGGACCUCAGACUGUAGCUGAGAAGCCUUCUAGCAGAGCCAGCAGUUCUGCCUCUAAGAGGCAGUAUGUUUGAAGCAUCUUCAUUAUUUUACUACUAUGUUACUAGAGGUUUAGUGCAGUAAUGAGGAGCACAGGCUCAAUGACCUGAACACAAUAUCCAAAAUACAUCCUUAUUCCUACUGACUAUGAAAUAAAUCAUCUUGUUUCCAUGAAUUUUACAAGUAAUUGGUAUAGCUACUGUAAGUGGGAAUGAGGAGAGUCUGGAACAGAAAUGAAUAGUAUCCAUGCCAUCUUGAUGGAGUGGUUUCAGGAAUAAAAAACUAAUCAGGGUUUACUUUGGUAACGGUGGUAGAUUUAGGUUAUUAUUGAUGCCACCAUUUUUUUUUUCUGAAGUUUGAUUUUAUUUUUUUUCUACUUAAAAGGACCUUCUGGUAAAGGAAUAUAUCACUGUGAAUUUAAAAUUCAUUCUCUUCCAGAGCUGGUCAGACUUGAAUUUGCACUUUUCCCUCUUUUAAGAGAUCGCACUAUGUGAUUAUGGUUAUGUUUCCUUUUGGCUAUCUUUUACAGUGCUAGCCAUUUUGACAGACUUAAAAUGUGUUAUAAAAUGUUGAUAAAAUAGUAAAAUGUUUUAGGAGAGUUAUAAUUUUGCUUUAGUGGCACACUGUUACCCACCAAAAUCAAGCUGCAAUGUUAAAUAUAUAUAUUAUAAAGCUAUUUUGUGCCAGUGCUAAUUUGUAUCAGUAGAUGCCAAACUGGUGCUACAUUGUGAUAUAAUACAAUUUUUAGGCAACUCCACAACACUAAACCCCAGAGUACUAUAUAUUUUAACUUAAUACAAGCAUCAGUAUAUUUAGCCACUGCAGUACUGUAUUUAGGUUUUAUGCAGUCCUAGAGCCAAUCUUAUACACUGUACUUCCCAUUUAUUUUAGCUUUUUCCUGACUAUCCACCUAUAAUUUCUUUAUAAUCACAGACAAUUCCUUUAAACACACAAUAUCAAAUUAUCAACAAAUUUGUAAGGUACAGGCCAAGUGAGGAAAUAUAUUUUAGAUUAAAAUGUAUCACUAAUUGUCUGCUGCCUUUAAAAAUAAAUCUACCACCUUUUGGCUUAUGCAUAAAUAUAUCCCAGAACUACAGGGAUUUUAAAAAGGACUAUUAUAUAAUGUGUGUUUGUGUUUUUUUGUUUUGUUUUUUUCUUUAAAACGAAGUUUGAUAGGGUAGUGUGAGAUGGGGUGAUGUUCAUCCAAGUCUCAUAAGACAUGCAAUGCAGCCAGUGGUUAAAACAGAUCUGCAUUCCCUUGGACAAUGGACAAUGACAAAACUUGAAUACUUUUGAUAUUUGUGAUUUUUUGUGACUUGUAUAUCAGAAUGUUGUCUCCAAUAAAUGACAUUUUAGAGAUUUAAGAAUUAUUGUUGUGACAAAAUUGUUAACAUAAGAAAUUUGUUAUAUAAACAAAACAGAUGUCAUUGCAUCAAAGGGGGGGGUAUAGUUUUUACCUUCAAUACAAAAUGAUUUAAGGAAAUAAAUAUUUAUAUAAAAAAAUUAUCAUCUGGCAAUAAAACCCUGAUUUUGCAGCAUCAAAUUUGUGCUUUAUCAAGAGUAGCAGAAUGAUCUGCAAUGCAAAGUUCUGCACCUAUGAUAAUUGCAAUACUUUUGCUUUGCUCUGCAUAUAUAGGACACAAUAUUCUAAAGCUCUCUAGUUUAUUGAGAUUCUAUAAGAUGCAUCUUCAAUAUUACCAGGCACCUCAGAGAUUGUUUAAGAGAAAAUUGUUUCCUUGGGUAUUGUGUAUCUUGGAAAACAAAGAAAUUGAGUUAACUGAGCUAGGGUGAUACCAAUAUAAUGCCACAGAUAGGGAACUCCUCCAAAGUUAGAACCCUCAAACAAACUGAAAAAAGAUGUAAGACCAAGUAUGCUAUACAAACAUAAAGGUCACUGUUCUUUGGCGCUAAAAAAAGCUAAAUAUAUAAGCGGUAUCAGGCUGUCUACAAAUUAAGAUAAUUAUACUGGCUGUGCCUGGUUAAUACCAUAUAAUAUCGGCAUAGAAUAUGAAGUAUCAAAAUAUCUAUAAAAUAUCUAUAAAAUAGAUUAACAAUUUAAUGUUGACAUAUAACACACAUGAAAAUAGAAUAAAAUCAAUCAGUUUAAAAACAAUUAGUAAAACAUAAUGCUGCAAAGUUCAUGUGGGUACUGAAUUCAUUAGUGGAGUCCCAGAUGGUAAAUGAUAUCCAAUGAUCCUGUGAUAAAAUAAGAUGAGACAAGAGAUCCUUGUCUGAGUAUUGCAGAGUAUAGAGUUAUUUACUUUAAGGUGCACUUUUUUACUUACACCGAAAGUGUGGUAAAGCUGUCCCAAGUAUAUGUUCCACUGUGGGGUCUUCUCCGUCUAUGAUUUGAAUGCACUCCUGUAUCAGCUACCGGUUUUCCAGAUACAGGAUCCAAUGUGAUGUGCGUUUAGUUUUUUCAAAUCCGCUGACUACGAUCAGAGCGGUCAAACUAUGGAAGCCCCAAUGUUACCAAAAACAGAGCAAAGCGUUUCGGCUGCAAGCCGUUCUUAAGCUCUCUAUAUAUAAUAGAUGGUAUUAACCAGGCAAAGCUGGUAUAAUUAUCUUCAUUUGUAUAGUGUAUCUCACCAACGGGAGAUCACUAAUAUACUAUAUAUGAAGCAAAUACACUUAUAUUACAAUAUAAUGUUCAGAAAAAUAAACUCAUGAUUUCUCUACUAUUUGGCAAUCGGGCACAUAGCCACAACUUUGAAGGAACAAUGACAGAGCAUCAUUUAAUUUCUUAAAGAUAGUAUUUAAUUACUAAUCUAACACUUUCAACACAAAAGGCAUCUGUCUCAAGCAAAUUCUAUAUUGAAUAAGACAUGUACACUUCAAGUUUUCUUGAAAAGUAAUUUUUAAACUGCUUUGCUUUUAAAUAGCUUCUUCCAUUUGCUGCAAAAAAAUUAAAAUUGCGGUAAUUGCCUGGCUGCUCGAAAAAUCCAUAAAUGAACUGUAAACUGAAUAUGUCUAUAUGAAAGAGCACUAUUUUAACAUGGUAAGCAUAUUUUUUCUUAAAUAAAACUUACAUUAAACCUG